AUGAGUGCGAUCGAAGCCAACUCCGAGCCCUCGUCGUGGAAGACCGAGAACCCCAACCAGGCACGUGACGCGAUCUCCUGGCACGCCUACACGAGCGGCUUGAAGUCCGGUGCUGUCGCCGCCGUGUUCUCUUCAACAGCUGUGUUCGCUGCUAACAAGUACUGGCCGGCGUUCCGCAACCGCCUAAAUGUGAGCGGCAAGACAGCGCUGGUGAUAUCACCCUUCCUUGGAGCCUUCACACUUGACGCUGAGACCCGUUUGAUGCACGGCGCGCGUAACCCGGAGAGGUACAUUGCCACUAUGGACGGCUCGUACGUUGAAGAGGAGAAGAAAGUGUCAAAGCUCAAGUUCUGGCAGAAAAGCGCCAACUUCCUGUACGACCACCCGUACCGCGCCCUGAUCACCGUGGGUGUGCCACUGGUGGGCGGUAUCUACGGCUACCAGCAACUGAACAAGGGUAUCUCCACUUCGCAGCAGAUCAUGCACACACGUAUCUACGGCCAGGCAGCGGUUGUGGUGCUGCUGCUUAGCUCUAUGGCCUUCCACGACUACAUGGCCAAGCGCGGCCGAUUCACAGUCGAGGACAACGAAGACUAA
Molecule: messenger RNA, 597 nt
Organism: Phytophthora nicotianae INRA-310
Lineage: Eukaryota; Oomycota; Peronosporomycetes; Peronosporales; Peronosporaceae
Exons: 1
Coding region: 1-597 (198 amino acids)
Biological process (GO): mitochondrial respiratory chain complex IV assembly
Cellular component (GO): mitochondrial inner membrane
Source: RefSeq, a predicted model, not a curated record